CUCUCUCUCGAUCUCUAUCUCUUUUCUGAAGCGUCACUGUCUUCAAUAUAGUAUCUUUGAAAUGGCUGCUCAGCAAAACAGAGGGAGAGCAGAUGAUGCUAUUUUCCUUGCAGACAUGUUCCUUGCUCAAACCAAAGCAAAGCAAGCGAAGGACAAAGCAACAUCUGCUAAAGGUAAUAAAUGCAAUGUCCGAUGGGUGGAGAGAGAUGCUAAAGGACGUCCACUGCUAAAAAGAAGCAGAAGUGGAGAGACACGAAAACGUGCUUCAGCUACAGUUGUUUCUGUGGUUGGCAGUGAGGACGUGACACCUUUUGAGUCAUCUGAGGAGGUCCCCACAGUUACACAAUCAAACUGCUCUCAACACUUAUUUGACAUUGAGAUGCAGAAACUGCAGGAUGUUCUGACCUCAGCAGACGUUCAAGGCACCAACAAGUCCCCUUCAACAUCCACAUCAUGGUGCUUGCGCCAAUCUGUAGCCCAAGACGAGUGGAGGAAAGCAAGGUCUUUUCAUAUCAACUGUUUGCUGUUCUGCAAUGUGGCUCCAGAAAAGAACUGCAGCCACUGCACGUCUCCUGCCGUCAUUCGCUGCAGAGACUGCAUGCCACAAGAGUGGCUGUGUAUGGAUUGUGACACGCACAUACACAAAAAACUCACCCUCCAUAACAGGGAGUCCUGCAUUGAGGGAAUUUACAAGCCCAUUGAGCCAACAGUGUGCUGUGUAAAAAAAGAUGGCAAAUAUACACUGGUCAAUCAAGUAUGUUUAUUACCUACAGUGAGACCUGUCCAGUUAUGCACUUGCGACCCUUCAAAUUUCACAGAAUCAGCUGGCAGAGCAAUCAUUUUGGUUUGCAUAAAUGGUCGGUAUGACUUGCACUUGCCAAGCUUGUUGUGUAGAUUAUGUCUGGCUCAUUGGACACCUGACAUGAGCGACCUAAUAAGAAGUGGGUACUGGCCAGCAUCUGUGAAUGCAGACACGCUUUUUUCAGUCGAUGUCUUCAGUACAUUUGAAGAAAUGAAAACUGUUGCACCAGGAUUAUCGAGACAAGGUUUUUUGCGGAUGUUGGAGAGAAGGACUUGUCUGUUUGGAAGGGCUGGGAAAAUACAUGGAGACGUCUUUCAAAGAAGCUUCAUGGAAUACACAUUCUGCCAGUACCAGUGUGAAGAAAUGGCCAGUGUAGAGCACUUCACCUGCCCGGCUUGUACACCUAACAUGCUCGCUCUUUGUGCAGACGGCAACAGAAAAGUGUACCGAUUUCGGCAGUCAAAAGGGUCAGAGGAACCCUAUUUUGAUGGCACCUUCAUUGCCAAGGACACUGACGUACACCAUUUUGUUGAUGAGAUCAGGAGUAAAAUGAAAAGUACUGCCGGCAAAGGGAUCUGUGGAGCCAGUCAGUGGUCUGCUGCACGUGAAACAGCCAGAAAAGCAAGCAAACUGGAUGAAGAGGGCCUUGAGGUGGUUGUUUGCAGACACGGAGUGCUACUCAAGGCUCUUAACAUGUACAGGGGGGGAAUAUUUGCUUAUCCGCUGUACCUGCAGAAGGAUCUCCAAGCAGCCACAAACGGGCAGUUCUAUUGCACAGAUAUUGCUUGCAAGUAUUGGCCUUAUCUCGAGAAGUUGGCAGUCUCCAUGUUGGAACUCAGACCUUUACUGCAGAUGAGACCAUUCCUUUCUGUCAUGCAUGCCAAGGCUCAUUCAACCAAGUGUGAGAUAAUCUGGAGUGGCAAAAAUCAGGAAGGUGCUGGCACAACUGCUGGGGAGGAGGUCGAAAUGGUAAACAGCUACCUGUCUCGUUGUGCCCUCACAACCAAGUACAUGACAAAAUCUGCCAGAAAUGACAUGCUAACUAUCCAUGCAAUUGGAUGGAACCGACGGAAGCUGGAAGGCCUUCAUUUCACACUAUCCAGCAGAUACAUCAAGACUCUCAAAAAGGCUGAGGCUGAGUCUCAGAGACUGGAGAGUUUGAGCAGUGAGCUGGGGUGUCCUGAGAAUGUCGUGCAUCAGUGGGUAGAUGAUGUCAGACAAUGGGCUACUGACGAUUCUGGUACCAGAUGUGAUGGCCGAUUUGAACGUCAGAAAUCUAUUGAACAAAUGUUUCUUGGUGUUCAUCAAAAAAAAGCCAGCCUUUAUAAUCAGACUGACAGCAACAAAGUUCGACACUUGCGUCGAAGAAAAUUGUGGGAAGAGAAGAGAAAACUCUUGGAAACAAUCAAGCUCUACAAUGAGCAGGUGGCAGAUGAGGAGCGCAUCAUUGAAGAGAAGGUGGAGACCGGGCUCUCUGUGGGAGGAGACAGUCUAAUUUGGCCUUGGGAAGUGCACAGCAGUGAAUCCAGUAACAUUCUCACCAAGAAGAAGAUUUUUGAUGUGUACAUGUCAAAAGUUCGCCUUCAAGAGGAAAAGAUCAUUGUGAUGAGGGAGAUGAGACAGCACUGCACCUGUCUCAGAAAGCUGUCUGGAAACAUUAGGACAAGGAUAUCCGAAAUGUCUUUGGUCAGAAACAGUGGCAGUUUAAGUGAAGAGGGUCAUGGUGGGCUACUGAGUCUUCUUCAGAAAAGGCUUGCAGAUGUGGAGGAGAAGUUCCAAGUCAUAUGCUCAACUUACAGCCUGGCUUUAGGACCGAAUGCUGCUUCUCUGCUGGAGAAUGAUCCCGAGGAGAUACCAGAGGACCAUGAAGAAGUUGAUUAUGAGAGUUCAGAUGACAGUGAUUUUGAAGCAGUAUAAAUGAGUGCUUAACUGUUAGGAUGUGUUUUCGACUAUAUGUCAAUUACAGUAUAACUAGACUGCAGGUGUGUUUCAAGGAAAACAAAAAACUUUUUGUAGUGUAAUGUGUCUGAUACAGUGCUAAUAUUUUGCAGAAUUGUUUCCAGCAACAUAUUCACAACAAUAUGUUGAGUAAGCAACAUUAGCUUCAUAGAUGGAUAGACAUUUUUUUACAUGAUUCUCCAAAACUCUGUUUACACACAGCAGGUCGGUUUUAAAGUUUCACCUUCAAUUUAGUUUCGCAGACUAUUUUUGCAGUUAACUGUGGCGCUCCUCAAGCUUGCGAAUGACUGCAGCCUCUUGCAGUGGUGACUUCCCCAAGCUUUGCCCAUCUAAUAGUGUCAACAUAAUGACCUUUUCUGUGCAAAAAUUUUAUUUACAGUGAUGUAAUAGUUUGAUUGUUUUAUACUCUAUACACCUAAAUAAUGCUAUUCACAGUGAUUGUUGAUACUUUUGGAAUGAACCAUUUAUUACAUGGCACUAGAUUAAAUACUUUACAGAAAUGAUUGAUCAAUUCUUGUGUCUUAAGUGUAUUAUUUCCUGUUGUUAUUGCGUCUGUUACCUUGCCAACAAAGUGAAUUUACCAUGGCAUUACUUCAGGUAUAUAUAAAACUAUAAAACCAUGUUGUACAUGCCUGCAAACUAUUUCAGAGCUGUUGAUUUGUUUGUCUCUGUCCUGCAAAAUAAGAUAUUCAGUUACUGAUUUUUCUUUUUUAUCUUAAAAUUGUGUGCCAGUUGUAUGCAGGGUAUAUAACUAAAAAUAAUCACACAAAAAUAACAUUUCCACAUGUUAAUUGUCAAGUAAGUAUAGGGUUAUGUGUUUUAUUUAUUAAUUAAUUUGUAAAUUAUAUCCAUAAUUAAGACACAUUUUUCAUUAUCCUGGUGCACAACUCUGGAUACAAUAAUUAACACUAGACAACUUGUAUCCGCUUACAAUCAUAGAGGUUA
This is a messenger RNA of Pimephales promelas (fathead minnow), 3706 nucleotides long. NCBI's taxonomy places the organism in Eukaryota, Metazoa, Chordata, Actinopteri, Cypriniformes, Leuciscidae. The record is from RefSeq and is a predicted model, not a curated record.